CAGUUUGACCAAUUCGACCAGGCCUGUUUCCUUGACUGGGCUUUCUUUCCUUUUUCCUCUGUCUGUAUCCCCUAUUCUAAUUGAUCAUUGUUGGCCUCCUGCGCCCUGCAUCUUAACGCCUGUCAACUUGUCCACUUCCGACUCCCCUUUCCAUCUCUGUCACUCCAUGUCGAAUCAAACCGCUGGAACCGGUGGGCCGUCAUUCCCUUUCUGCAGACAAAAGCCAUAUGAGUACUCGGGCACGGUACUGUACAGUAAAGUGCCAGUACACGGCUGCGCGCCGGGACCGAUGCACAAGGGACUCCAGUAACUACAGUAACCCCUCCUCAGUCAGUCAUCCAAUUCAAACUAAGCAAGCAAUCAGCUCAGAAUGGGCCACCUUCCUAAUACGCGAAUACAUCAUACCGGCACAAUAGGAUACAAUGAGAGUUAACGGUGAUCGUUGUUUAUUUCUUGUUGUUGGCCGAAGAGGGGAGGGUGGGAGGGAAAGGCAUUUACCGUAUCUUACCCCACAUUCAGUCUGCCCUCGAAGAUGGUUGCCAGUGGGGUUCUAGGCAAGUGUCGCACAUAAAAGGGAUCAUAACAACACAAUGUGCCAAGUACGAGUACCGGUACACGAGCACAGUCCUGUACCGUACAGCACUAGUGUUCGAGUCCGGUAUUCUCCUCAUGUGCCUUCGAUCCCUACAGCGGUACCGGCAGAGCACCGCUACACAUCGCCUCUGCACAACACGCACCGACUGUGCGUGUGCUAGUACUCGAGUAUUGUUUUGAUUCUUUACAAGAGUCCUUCAGCCUAAUUUUACCAUAUACUUUCUUUUUCCUCAAUCACAUUCUUUAUCCAUCAGGAUUAGCUUGCUUCACCCAUCCCGGUAUGUGGCCGUAGCUCGGGCAACCAGACUCCUGAAGCAGGUACGGCACAGCAGUGCAGUACGAGUAUCACCACCUACCAACACGGCGUCAAUCAAGCACGAACAGCUGCGGUCUGUAGGCCUCACAGACCCACCAAGCAUAACUAACCUUUACAAGUAUCUCGCGCAAAAGGGCAUCUCCCCGAGAACCGCUAUUCAUCCACCAGCCAUGGCUACCAACUCACAGCCACUAUCAAGCUACCAAACUGCCUAUUCACCCGCUGCCUCAUCACCUGCCAGCCAGGUCGGGCAAGGCGCAACAAUUAUACUCCUCGGUGCUCCGGCUUGCUCAGCAAUACUCCGUACGAGAUCGCCCAGGCUCCUCAAAGAUACCGAACUGUUGGAUGCUUUCCGGGAUCGGGGUAGUACUUGUAGUGGAGCUAGUGGUGGCGGCGGUGAUGUUGUCCCCACGCCGACCACAGUCCCCUCAGCAACAAGCGAGCAUGCAGCCUGGCGGAUACUCCCGGUGAAGAGGAAACGGCUGCCAACUGGCCUCUCCCAAAAUCCGGAUCCGCACACACCAAUCAUUCCACUAGCCGGACCUUGCGACGAAACAUCAUCCACUGAAUAUUCAUCCUCCUCUCCCGCUCCAUCCAGCAACGAAGACCUCGCCCGUUCCUUUGCUGUUCAUAACGUUCCAUCCUCCCCAGUGCAUACUUCAACUACGACCUCGGUUAAUACCUCCAUCACCACUACCACGGAUGACUCCUUCGCGUCGUUCACCAGUGAUGCCGCCCCGAACUCUUGCAUUCCAGCACUGCCGCCUAUCGGAAUGCUCACAGACUUACGGAGCCUUCCUAAUGCUCGGUACUUGACCUCAAUACAACCGCAAACAAUGUCGAUAUCUACAAUUGUGGGAAUAAUCUCCAUCUCCCCUGUCCGGAAUAUAGUGACCAGGAGGUUCCACAAACCCUUAAUGCUCCAAACACUCUUGGUGGGGGAUGAGACCGCCGCCGGGUUCAAGAUCGACAUUUGGUUUCCUCUCACAUCCGCUACCCCAGCCAGCAGGGCCUUCAAAGAGACGGUCGACUCCCUCCGUCUUCAGGAUGUCAUUCUUAUUGAAAACCUGGCUUUGGGUGUUUGGAAUGGUAAAGUCAACGGGGCCACGUUAAGGAAAGACCGCACGCACAUUAAGCUAGCUUACAGACUUAACCGGUUCGGAUCACGAGAGCGAAGAAAGUGGGGCAACGUCAAUCUGCAGAGUGGGGAUGAGGAUCUUGGACUAGAGAGGAUCAGGAGGGUCGCGGAGUGGGCGGAGAAUUUCGUUGAUCCUGGGAGGGCAAGAAGAAAUAAGAAGCUGAGAGAAGACGGGAGAGAGAAGGAAGAGGAGUGUGUCCUCGAGGAUUGCGAAGAAGAGGACACACAGUUACCAGACGAUACCCAGUAUUGAUAAACGGGGCAACCAGGUUCGUUUGGAUGAAUAUGCCACCGCUAGCUGGGCUUGGAAAGGCACACAGAUCACCCACAGAGUGGCCCAUUAUGGCUACCAGAAUAAAUGAUUGCGAGAGGCUGCCGAUAACAGGAUGCUUUCGGGAAAGGCGCAAUUGUAGGUUCAGCCACACAUAAUCCAUAGCAGUGGCACAAUAGCUUCUCUCGUAUCGCCUUGCGGGAACGCGAAGGUGGCGUGAGGUGAAGGUUGGGGAUAUGGAUUGAAAAAUCACCAGGCCUCCUGCUUGUAGUUUACAGUGUAACAAUACCGGUACUGUAAUACAAACGAUCAUUAGAAAAAUGUGCCCGUCGGGACCCCAUGCCAUAGCCUAGCGGUUGCGCACAGAAAUUGUACCUUCCAACAAUUGGAAGACCUGAUAAAAAAAUACAAACACAUACCCAGCCCACCGUCCAUAAUUACCUCUCAAUAUCAUACCCAAACCGACAAUGGGGCAAGUGCCGGCAGUGAUAAUCUGACCUUGUCAUAGGGCACCCAGCCCUAGCGCCAUGAUCCAGUGCAUCAUCUCCCCACCCAGACGCGGUACAGCUGUAGAGUACCCCGUCUUCCCCCAUCUGCAACACGCCAAAAACUCCCUCGUAGUGCAGGAAGGACUUCUACGGUAUUCACCUUACCCAUGAUACCAAGUAGGGUAGAAGCACCCAGUUCCACUAUCGGCCCCGGCAUCCCAAAUCCAUAAACCCCCACCUUAACUCGCAGGCAGCAAUCACGGCGAGCUCACCUUUCCUCU
Molecule: messenger RNA, 3088 nt
Organism: Tuber aestivum (summer truffle)
Lineage: Eukaryota; Fungi; Ascomycota; Pezizomycetes; Pezizales; Tuberaceae
Source: the annotation of a GenBank genome assembly